Messenger RNA from Aspergillus bombycis, 1005 nucleotides. RefSeq lists its product as uncharacterized. Bases 1 to 1005 code for a protein of 334 amino acids. The record is from RefSeq and is a predicted model, not a curated record. Gene Ontology annotation, biological process: biosynthetic process; amino acid metabolic process. Gene Ontology annotation, molecular function: transaminase activity; pyridoxal phosphate binding. NCBI's taxonomy places the organism in Eukaryota, Fungi, Ascomycota, Eurotiomycetes, Eurotiales, Aspergillaceae. The transcript is spliced from 3 exons.
AUGGCAAACCGCAGAUUUCCACCGUCCCGCCGGGGAGAGGCGAAUCUCAGCCGUGGCCGACUGAUCGACCUCAACCGCGAGCUCGAGGGAAGGUCGUUUUACCAUCCGAUCUUCAACCCUCAAGGCAUCAUUGACAUCUCCGGAGCGUCUAAUGAGGGAAUGCGCGAUUAUUUGCAGCAAUACUGCGAUCGAAAUUCGAGCGACCGGUCAAUAUCAACCGUAUUGGAAUACGGAUCCGUCGCGGGACCUCCCGAUCUUCACCAGGCUGUUAGCAACUUGAUCAAUGAAUGGUUCAACCCAGCCAUCCCCGUGCAGCCGUCUCAGAUCCUCGCCACCAACGGGGUCAGCUCCCUCCUCGACGUGGUUGCGUUCAACAUUGCAGAAGCUGGCGAGGGAAUCUUGAUUCCAGUCCCUAUGUACUCCAUGUUCGAACAGGAUGUCGGUGCCCGGGCUCAGCUCACGAUCCUUCCUGUUCGAACGGGCAAUCUUCCCGACCAGUUCAAUGCGGUGCACGCGGAAGCAUUCGUUGCCGAGUUCCAGAAGAGCCUGGACGCGGCCCGACGAAAGGGCAUUUCUGUCAAAGCCGUUUUAAUCAGCAACCCGAACAAUCCCGUUGGCCGGUUCUACUCGCGCCCUACACUCGAGGCGCUUGCACACUUCUGCGCUGUGGAGGGCCUCCAUCUAGUGGCGGAUGAAAUCUACGCUCUUUCAGGAUUUGAUUCACCAGAUGACCCUAGUCUCCCUGGGUUUACCUCCGUCUUGAGCCUUCGCAAGAAUUCAAAGCGUGGGAGAUUAAUCUCGCACCAGAACAUCCAUUGCCUGUAUGGCGCCAGUAAGGACUGGGCAAUGGGCGGUCUCCGAUUGGGAUUCCUGAUCACACGGAAUGCUGAGAUAUGGGCGACGUGCAGGCGUCUAGCGCUAUUCACAUGGGUAACGCCCUUCGCGACAAGAUUCUUCACGGAGUUCAUCAGUGACACUGCAAACGUUCGGAACUACGUCACCUGA